This is a messenger RNA of Piliocolobus tephrosceles (Ugandan red Colobus), 3649 nucleotides long. It is a transcript of the gene KANSL1, whose product is annotated as KAT8 regulatory NSL complex subunit 1. Bases 1 to 2082 code for a protein of 693 amino acids. Gene Ontology annotation, cellular component: NSL complex. The transcript is spliced from 14 exons. The record is from RefSeq and is a predicted model, not a curated record. Gene Ontology annotation, molecular function: histone acetyltransferase binding. NCBI's taxonomy places the organism in Eukaryota, Metazoa, Chordata, Mammalia, Primates, Cercopithecidae.
AUGGUUGGAUAUUACUGUUGCUCUUGGAUUUCACUCAGUUUAUUUCCUUUUAGGAGACGCAGGUCAGAAUGGAGAUGGGCUGCAGACCGGGCAGCUAUUGUCAGCCGCUGGAACUGGCUUCAGGCUCAUGUUUCUGACUUGGAAUAUCGAAUUCGUCAGCAAACAGACAUUUACAAACAGAUACGUGCUAAUAAGGGGUUGAUAGUUCUUGGGGAGGUACCUCCCCCAGAGCAUACAACAGACUUAUUUCUUCCACUUAGUUCUGAGGUGAAGACAGAUCAUGGGACUGAUAAAUUGAUUGAGUCUUUUUCUCAGCCAUUGGAAAACCAUGGUGCCCCUGUUAUUGGUCAUGUUUCAGAGUCACUGUCUACCAAAUCAUGUGGAGCACUCAGACCUGUCAAUGGAGUUAUUAACACUCUUCAGCCUGUCUUGGCAGACCACAUUCCAGGUGACAGCUCUGAUGCUGAGGAACAAUUACAUAAAAAGCAGCGACUGAAUCUAGUCUCUUCAUCAUCUGAUGGCACCUGUGUGGCAGCCCGGACACGUCCUGUACUGAGCUGUAAGAAACGGAGGCUUGUUCGACCCAACAGCAUUGUUCCUCUUUCCAAGAAGGUUCACCGGAACAGCACAAUCCGCCCUGGCUGUGAUGUGAAUCCCUCCUGUGCAUUGUGUGGUUCAGGCAGCAUCAACACUAUGCCUCCCGAAAUUCACUAUGAAGCCCCUCUGUUGGAACGUCUUUCCCAGUUGGACUCUUGUGUUCACCCUGUUCUAGCAUUUCCAGAUGAUGUUCCCACAAGCCUGCAUUUCCAGAGCAUGCUGAAAUCUCAGUGGCAGAACAAACCUUUUGACAAAAUCAAACCUCCCAAAAAGUUAUCACUUAAGCACAGAGCACCCAUGCCGGGCAAUCUGCCAGAUCCAGCUCGUAAGGACAGGCACAAAUUGGUCAGCUCCUUCCUAACAACAGCCAAGCUGUCCCAUCACCAAACCCGGCCUGACAGGACCCACAGGCAGCACUUAGACGAUGUGGGGGCCGUGCCCAUGGUGGAGCGAGUGACAGCGCCAAAAGCAGAGCGCUUGCUCAACCCACCGCCACCCGUGCAUGACCCAAACCACAGCAAAAUGAGAUUGCGAGACCAUUCAUCUGAGAGAAGUGAAGUGUUGAAGCAUCACACAGACAUGAGCAGUUCGAGCUACUUGGCAGCCACCCACCAUCCUCCACACAGUCCCUUGGUGCGACAGCUCUCCACCUCCUCAGACUCCCCUGCACCCGCCAGCUCUAACUCACAGGUUACAGCCAGCACAUCGCAGCAGCCAGUUAGGAGGAGAAGGGGAGAGAGCUCAUUUGAUAUUAACAACAUUGUCAUCCCAAUGUCUGUUGCUGCAACAACUCGCGUAGAGAAACUGCAAUACAAGGAAAUCCUUACUCCCAGCUGGCGGGAGGUUGAUCUUCAGUCUCUGAAGGGGAGUCCUGAUGAGGAGAAUGAGGAGAUUGAAGACCUAUCUGACGCAGCUUUCGCCGCCCUGCAUGCCAAAUGUGAGGAGAUGGAGAGGGCACGGUGGCUGUGGACCACGAGUGUGCCACCCCAGCGGCGAGGCAGCAGGUCCUACAGGUCAUCAGACGGCCGGACAACCCCCCAGCUGGGCAGUGCCAACCCCUCCACCCCCCAGCCUGCCUCCCCUGAUGUCAGCAGUAGCCACUCUUUGUCAGAAUACUCUCAUGGUCAGUCCCCUAGGAGCCCCAUUAGCCCGGAAUUGCACUCAGCACCCCUCACCCCUGUGGCUCGGGACACUCCGCGACACUUAGCCAGUGAGGAUACCCGUUGUUCCACGCCAGAGCUGGGUCUGGAUGAACAGUCUGUCCAGCCCUGGGAGCGGCGGACCUUCCCCCUGGCGCACAGUCCCCAGGCGGAGUGUGAGGACCAGCUGGAUGCACAGGAGCGAGCAGCCCGCUGCACUCGACGCACCUCAGGCAGCAAGACUGGCCGGGAGACAGAGGCAGCACCCACCUCGCCUCCCACUGUCCCCCUCAAGAGUCGGCAUCUGGUGGCAGCAGCCACAGCACAGCGCCCAACUCACAGAUGAGCGGGAGAUAAGAAUCUAAACAGACUCACUAACUAUUGGCAUUAAAGCUUCAGAAAUCUCUGCGUUUGAUAUUCAAACAUCAUAUGCCGGAAAUUUUCACAGUUUUUAGUGAACUUAAGGAAUUUAGAUCCUACUUUGGUAUUUUUUUUCUCUCGUUUUAAUUUUUGUUUUGUUUUUGUUUCCAUGUUUUCUUGUCACACACCUGAGCACUUCCUCCCGUUGGCAAACAGAAGUUCAGGAUGAGACCCUGCUGGCCUGGUCCUGGCACAUCCUCUGCACUGUUGAAUCACUGGACUUACCAAUCGAAGAUGACCACCCCCUCCCUCACACCUGUGGGCAGGGCAGAACAGCCUGGCGGGCAGAGGGCUCCAGUUGAGCGUGGCCUUCUCGAGCGAGGGUGGAAUGGGGCAGGGUGCUCUGGGUUCUUACCCCCUCCCCUCCCAUCUGUGGCUUGGCUCAGCUGUGGCCCUCCUGGCUGGGUCCCCCUUGGUUUUUCGUGCUGGAACAUCCCCACCAGAGCCUCUCUGCCGCAACUGCCAGCUGCUCUCACCGAGUGCUCAGCCGGCAGAACAGCUUUCCCUUCUCACCCAGAACUUAGAUACCUAUUUUUUGUUUCAUCUGCAUUUGGUCUUCUCUGUUUUGACUCUUUAACUGCAGUAACCUGGCUGUGGCUGCUCAGGUUCCCCUCAUCAUGACCCUUGGUACCCUUCCCUGUCCGCUCUCCAAUGCCACAUACACACUGACAACCCAUCCUUCCACUCGGAAUGUUUUUACCACCUAUCCUGAUCUCUGAAGGUAGGGUUAGGGCUACUUAACCUCUGUUCUCACUCCCCUGCAAAUGGGGGGUUGUGGGAAGUGAGCAGCCAUCUCCCUGUGUGAUGUUUUUUUUUUUUUUUCUCUGAUUCACUUUGCCAUGUUUCCUUCACAUCCAGAUCCCUGUCGGUGUUAGUUCCACUCCUGGUCUUUCACGCUUCCCUUGCCUGUGGAACAUUGUCUGGUCCUAGCUGUGGUUCCCAUUGUUCCCCCUUCACCCUUCUCUGUUAACCUUGUGCCUGUCUCCUGUAUGAUCACAUCACCAAAAAGGGGGAGGGGGGGAGAAGACUUUUUUUUUUUGGCCAUUUUGUAAUCGUAUAAAAAUAGUAGACAACUGCUUAAUGGUUGGGGUUUUUUCACAAUUUUCAACAUUAGUGAUUUUUUUUUUCUGUUUGCAAGUUAAAGGGUUUGUCAUUGUUUCUUUAAAAAAAAAUACAAUAAUGCACCAUAUCCCUAUGCAUAAAGUGCUUCUUCUAUUUAUAAGGUUGAAAAUUCUGAAUAACCCUUUUAGCAUUGAAAAAAAAAAAACAAAAACAAAAAAUGAAAAAAAAAUUGUAUUUUGUAAAUAUUUUCUUUUCCUGCUUUGGAGCUGUGUAAUGGCAGCGAAACAUGUAGCUGUCUUUGUUCUAUAGAAAUGCUUUUCUUCAGAGAAGCUGAUCUUUGUUAAUGUCUUGAUUCUGUUCGCAAAGCACAGACUAGUGCUUAAAAAAAAAAGAAGGAAAAAUUGAAAAAAAUAAAAAAAAAAGUUACAGAA